AUGGAACGCCGAAACUCAACAAGCAGCCCCGUCUCCCCAUCCUCACCAGCAAACCUCCUCCCCCGGAUCAUAGCAGAUCUCCUCUCAACAACAACCCACCAACCCUAUAGAAAUCAAGUCCACCCAUACUUCCAACCCGUCCUCGACCACCUCCAGCAACGCCUCUCCCCGCUCGUCUCAGUAACAACCGAAGAAUAUCACCCCGACUUCCCAGAAACCUUACUAGCCUACAAUGUCCUGACAAUGGAACAACUCGAUGACCUCGCCCGCCACUUCCACCAGGUCUACCCCCCUCUGCCCGUCUCAAAGAAAUACCCUUUUCCUAUCCAGCCUUGGAUCGGGACACCUGGAGAGAAGGAUGUUGAUCUUGAGACUAGGCGCAGGCGGUUUGGGAAGUUUAUUGGGUUGCAGGGCUGUGAGUCGCCUAUUCGGGCAAGGUUUGGGUGGGAGCAGGAGCGGGAUGAGUGGAACGAUGAGAUGGAUGAUGUUGAUGAGGCAGAUAUUAUGGUUGACAAUAAAGAGACUGGGGAUGUAGAGAUGGAAAUGGGGGAGUCGGAGAAGGAGAUGCUUGAGCGCAUGGAGAGGGAGUGGCAGGAUGGUCUUGGGAGGGAGUGGGAGACCCAGGGUCAUCUUUGGAAUAUGAAGUGA
This is a messenger RNA of Penicillium antarcticum, 648 nucleotides long. RefSeq lists its product as uncharacterized. Bases 1 to 648 code for a protein of 215 amino acids. The record is from RefSeq and is a predicted model, not a curated record. The transcript has a single exon. Lineage: Eukaryota; Fungi; Ascomycota; Eurotiomycetes; Eurotiales; Aspergillaceae.